AGAUAAAUACUAAAAAAAAAAAAAAAAAAAAAAAAUCCCAUAUAGCCAACCAAUCAAUCGCUCUGUCAGCUGCUGCCAUUCAUGAGCAACUGAAUGAGGUUUUCUCCUCCGUCUCACAUCAUCAUCAUCAUCACCACCACCAUCAUCGUCGUCAGUGCUGGUCACGUGGUGCGCAGGGAGCGGGCGGUGGGUGUGUCUAAUCGCGUGUGGUUUCAUUCAUAACUACAGUCUUCAUUUGAAGCCCAAAUUAAAGUAUGCAGACGGAGCAGCAGGCUGCCGGUGGACCGGACCGCCGCUUCUCACCGAGUCUACAGCCGGGCUGAGAGCAGACGACGCAGAGAUGAUGCUGGACAGCUCUGAUCGGCGGGUUUUCGGAGGAGAGAGGAAGAUGCUGCUGCUGAUGCUGAUGAGGCUGCUGCUGCUGAGCAACGCCGGCUGCAGCGGGUCGCUGUAGAGGAAGAAGCUGCUCCAACACCUCAACGCCUCUAUAGACCGGUUAACACACGCUGACCUGGACCAUGAGCAAUGAUUUGCCUGUUCUGACAAGUCUGACUGAGAACUCCACUGAUGUGCCUGUGUCGGCGGGCCACGUGGACAACUAUGUGUUGCUGUUGGUGCUGCUGAGUGCUUUUGCCGGGGGGACGCUGGUCCUGCUCUCCCUGCUGCUCCUCUUCUGUCACCGCUGCUGCAUGGGUGGACGACGCUACUCCAGAGCGAGCGAUGACCCCGAGAAGACAAACACCACUUAUGCUGAGGAUUCUCAGCCCACCCAAGAGAUCACCAUUCAUCUGGAUGACUCAGACGCUUUCUCCGCUACGAGCUGUCACGAUGGAGAGUCAGAACGAUUCGUCUCCACCGGGUCUACUGGCCGCAGAGUCUCCUUUAAUGAAUCGGCGCUUUACGAACAGGAGAAGGCGACUCAAGACAAAGGACGCAGGUACACUCUGACGGAGGGAGACUUCCACCACCUGAAAAAGGCCCGGCUGACCCACCUUCACCUGCCUCCCGCCCCGUGUGACCUGAAGAUCCUCACCAUCAUGGAGUGUGACUCAACGGAGAGCAGCACCGUCAACAUCAAUGAAGCUGCGGCGCCCAAACUGCCCCUCACCAUCUACCAGCCCACUGAGAGAAGAGUCCCUGACUGGCUGGCACAGAGCCUCAGCGGAGGUCUGCCUGGAGACCCCCAUCACUCCACCAUCCUGGACCAGGGCCUCAGACAGGCAUCAUCAGCCAUAAAUGCACAGCACACAAGGUCCCAGACAAUGGAGGCUAUCGGGGACAGGGGAGAAGCUGAGAGCGAAAGGGGGAUGAGAGGAGAGUUGACUCAAGCUCCGGGCCAGACUUCAGUUCUACAUUUCUUCUCUAAACUGCGGCGCCAUGCCAGCCUGGAGGGGGCAGGGCCUUACUUCAGGAGGUGGAAGUUUGACAGCAGUCACCGGGCUGCCAGCCUGGAUGCCAAAGGAUCCCCCAAGAGAAGGCCCUUCCAGAGACAGAGAGCAGCGAGUGAAACCACCGAUCACACCGAAGACGACUCUUCGUCUCUCCGAGAUGAGGUCAUUGACUCUUUCCCACAGUCCCCUAUCCAGACCAGCGGCCUCCAGUCCCUCUCUGCAGAGUCUCUGUCUCACCCCGACACAGCACCCACAUCCUCAGUCUUCCUCAGCAGGUUAAAGCUAGAGGCCAUGGUGGAGGUAGGUGGUUGCAAUGGCGCCAGAAGAGAGGAUCUCUGUUCGCCAACAAAUGAUUGUCGCAACCAGAGGCAAGAGGAGGCCACGGCCAACGGGACGGGAGAAGAAAUAGAAACACAGUUCGGCGCAGUUAUAAGAACAGAAGCAGCGGGAGUCGAGCCGGAUUUGAUAGAAGAUGACGAGUUGUUCGAGGCACAACAAGGAGCUUCUGUGCAGGAAAGCUUUGAAGACAUGUGGAGGACAACUAAAGAUACAAAGACAUCAGACGUGAGGAAAAACAGUGAGGCAGAUGACGGAGACGAGGUGGUGUUGGGAGCCGAAGCCAGACGAAGGGCCGACUCAGGCUCAUCCCCCUCCUUCAUGAUUCGCCGGGAGAGCUUGGAGGCGCCCCCCUCCCUUUACAGAGACAUUUGGAGCUUGCGAGCCUCUCUGGAGCAAUACGCCUCAUCCGACCAGAGCAGCACAGAUCGGGAGUCGAACCGCAGCGAUGCCGACAGCGUCUCAUCCCUCGGUGGUACAGGAGCUCGCUCAGGCCUGGACAGCUGCUUGUCCCAAGACCUGGACGACGAGCCAGAGGGAGAAGGGGAGGGAGAGAUGUUGGAGGGAGGAAUCAGAGGGGCGUCAGGCGGGGACAGUGAGGCGGGAAGUGGAGCCGGGGGAGAAGGAGAGGUAGGGAACCGUAAACUCCUCCAGAUGGACAGCGGCUACGCCUCCAUUGAAGCGCCGUCCAGGCACCCUGAGGAAAUGCGGCUUUUUGGGCCUCCUGGAGCUCCAAGAGGGAAGUCGGCGUCUGAGAGAAGAUUGUUCUUCACCAACUCUGGGAGAAAAGGUUCGGUGUGCGAGAGCAUCGAGGCCAAGCUGUUCCAGGAGGAGCUGGAGGACGAGAUGACCGACACCACAGAGACGGAGGAGAAAUCAAAGGAGAGAUCUCAAACCGGCAGCCAGUCUCUCACCCUUCAAGAACCAUAUCAGCUUCUGAAAUCCCAUCAUCCUCAGAAAGCUGCAGAAUCCCAGCUGAUGUCUCCGCUGACGAAGCCAAUCCCACAGCAAUCUAGUCCCCACAAACCCCGUCUCCGCCGCCGCGACUACAGCAUCGACGAGAAGACGGACGCCCUUUUCAACGAGUUCCUCCGUCACGAUCCGCGGUUCGACCAGCCGGAUUCUCCGCUGCGCUCCAGGCACCGAUCCAGAGUUCACCUCCGGAAGCAGUGGCAGAGACACAAGCAAUACAGCGACCCGGGUUCAGGCGCCGGGGGUCGGUACUCGCCAUCUCUGGAGAGGCAGAGGUUCACUCCGCUGCGGAGAGGCGACAGCGCCGGUUACCCUCUGGACACCAGGUAUCACAGCACGCUCUCGCGCAUUGCGAGCGCCGCCGACGAAGAAGCCAGCGAGGUUGCGGCUUGCGAGGAUGCAGCCAAAGACGGCGCAGAGAACAAAGAUCCGUCAAGCGGAGGAACCGCGGAAGACGCCACAGGAAGUACAACCUCUGAGGGUACCGACGCGACUAAGAGUUGUGAGGGUGACGGCUGCCAGGUCUCUACAGAAAGCACAACUAGCCCGACCACGGUGACGACGCAGACGAGCCACAUGGAUCCGAGAGUCAACAACAGAAACAACAACAGCAGUCAAGCUAUUCUAUCCGAGAGCAGCCUGACAGACAAGAUGGUCAUGUCGGUGGAAGACAGGCUCUACGGCGGCCUGCGCAGUGCAGAGAAGCUCGGCCUGGGAGGAACAGAGCGCGUGCUCACCGUGUCUCGCACAGCCGCACCUGGCUUCAGUCCCAUAUAGCCUGUUCAAAAUACCAUCUUCUUCAUCAACUUUAUUUCAGAUCCAUUAUCUAUAGAUGGCAGACUUGAACAAAAGGCACUUCAUCAUGCGUCCCUUACCGUAACUGAUGCAUCAAAACACAGAUAUAGAAGAAGUCUCUUCCGGCGUUUCCAUUCUAAUUUCCACUGUGACGCCAUGUGACACGUGAUGCCCCUUCUUUUUUUUUUAUUAUUAUUUAUUGGUAACCAUUCCUAAAAUCAAAUGCACUCAUUACAUAGCUUUGAAAAUAUAGACCCAUCUUUAGAAAAAUUAAAUAUUUUCAGACUUAACUGUGAAUUUUCAGCAUGCUACUACUGUAUGUCCAAAACAAUGUUUAUGUUAAUACUGUACAGUUUGAACUUUAAAAACAAAAAGCACU
Sebastes umbrosus (honeycomb rockfish) is the source of this 3873-nucleotide messenger RNA. RefSeq lists its product as uncharacterized. Gene Ontology annotation, cellular component: plasma membrane; secretory granule. Gene Ontology annotation, biological process: negative regulation of calcium ion-dependent exocytosis; negative regulation of voltage-gated calcium channel activity. The record is from RefSeq and is a predicted model, not a curated record. The coding region runs from base 519 to 3476 and encodes 985 amino acids. Gene Ontology annotation, molecular function: transmembrane transporter binding. NCBI's taxonomy places the organism in Eukaryota, Metazoa, Chordata, Actinopteri, Perciformes, Sebastidae. The transcript is spliced from 11 exons.